This is a messenger RNA of Naegleria gruberi, 1398 nucleotides long. RefSeq lists its product as uncharacterized. The record is from RefSeq and is a predicted model, not a curated record. Lineage: Eukaryota; Heterolobosea; Eutetramitea; Acrasida; Naegleriidae. The coding region runs from base 1 to 1398 and encodes 465 amino acids. The transcript has a single exon.
AUGACCACAGAUUUUCUGUGUCCUGAGAAUGCUUCCUCCCUCAAACCUCGUCCUCCAACCUCACCGUGUACUUCUUCUUCAUCAUCGGGAAGAAGACAAGCAAGUGUUCGAAAUUUACAAUUUUCUUCUGUACCCUCUUCUCCCUCAUCAUCCAAAAGAGCUUCUCCAACCACAUCAUUAAACAGUUCAAAACCCUUAUCAUCUUCAUCGAAUAGUAAAAGUCCAUCACUAACCAUAGGAACUGCCACAUUAUCACCAAGAAUAACAACAUCAUUAUCUGCACAACAAGCACCUCCAUCACCCUCAUCAGCAGCAGCAAGAAAGAUACGUCUCAAUAUUGAUUUGAAUCAAAUUCAAAAACAAAAUGAAACUACCAUCGCAAUUGGAUUAAAAAGAUCAUCUUCUAAGAGUCAUUCAUUGAACAGCUCCCCAAUUAAUCAUCUCCUCUCACCCAAUUCCAUCCUUUCAAACAACUUAUACUCGAGUAAUAGCAAUCAAUGCACUCCAGCUACAAUGAUAACCGUUACUUCAUCCUAUCGGAGCACAGUAGAGAAGGAUGAUUUGAUGAAAAUUGUACCCUACUCUCCACACAUUCCCUCUCCCAUAAUGAGUAAGGGAUUGUUUGAGAGUGAUGGAUGUGAAUUCUCUCCACGUGAUGCUCACUGGCUGCCCAAACAAAAGAAAACCAUCACUAAGGAGAAGAGUUAUCAAUCGUUGCCACCCCAGGUUGAGGAGAAUGAAUUUAAUCUGAUGAGUCCACGACACAUUGUGGAAACUUAUUCAACUACAAAGAAAAAGUUUACAGAGAUUAAGAAUAACCCAAUAUUCGAUACUGCACUAUUGGAAAAUAAGGCUAAAGUUGCUGAAUUUAAAAGUGAAAAAUUCAAAAUUUUGAGAGAAUUUUGUGAUAUGAAUUCUACAUUGGAUGUUUGUUAUAAGGAAUUGGGUUCAUUUACAAGUUUGGAAAAUCCACAAGAUCCACUCAAAGUUGUGGUUGACAAAGCAGCUUUUGAACAAUCACCAAUUCAUGAACAUGAGGAUGCUCUUCAUAAACGAAGACAACUCAAAAGAAUGAUGAAGAAUGCCAAAAAUCAAAAUAUUGCCAAUGACUAUGCAAGUGACAUGGAUUUGAAAUCUCUCUUACUCAUUUGUGAGUUGAGAGAGAAGGAAAAGAAGGAAUUUCCGACACCAAGGAAAUCACUUCUUAAAAGUCCAAGAACUCCCAGAACUCCAGGAAGAAAUGCCAAGUUGCCACCUCUCAAAUUUUCAGAACAAUACAGAUUAAGCAAAAUAAGACAAUCUAUGGAAGUAAGUGGCACUGAUUCCUCUUCUCCAAUAAGUAAUGGCUCUGUACAACAAUCAACUGUGAUGCUAUCACCUUCAUCUCCUAAUAAUUAA